AUGGCGCGGCGCGCCCUGCCCUGCGCGGCCGGCCUGCUGCUGGCCCUGCUGGGCUUGGGCCGGGGGCCGCGGCCGUGCGCCCAGGGGGCCUCCCUGGCGCGCCUCUCCCCGACGCCCCCCGACGAGCCCUGGUGCCCCUACAAGGUGCUGAGCCCCGGCGGGGGGGGCGGCGGCCGCCUGUGCUUCCGCAGCCCGGCGCGGGGCUUCCAGUGCGCGGCGCGCCGCUGCCGAGCGCACCGCUCGCCCGGGCGCGGGCUGGUGGCCAACGUGCUGCUGAACGGCAGCGUCCUCCUGCAGUGGGGCUGGCCGCCCCCCGGCGCCGGGCCGGCCCCCGCCCCCGCCCCGCGCGGCUUCGCCCUCUCCUGCUCGUGGGAAGGCGCCUACACGCGUUUCCAGUGCGACGGCGUCCGCCUGGGCGCCUCCUGCCGGGACUACCUGCUGCCCGACGCCCACGGCGGCGUCCGCUACCGGCUCUGCCUGCGGGCCCUGCCCGGCGACCCCAACGCCGGCGGCGGCGGCCCCGAUCCCUCGCCCUGGCCCCCGGAGUGCGUCGAGUUCGCCGUCGAGCCGGCCGGCAUGCGGGACAUCGUGGUGGCCAUGACGGCCGUCGGGGGCUCCAUCUGCGUCAUGCUGGUCCUCAUCUGCCUCCUGGUGGCCUACCUGACCGAGAACCUCACGCCCCCCGACGCCCCCCACGGCGGCUCGGCCAAGGGGGCCAACUGA
Euleptes europaea (tarantolino) is the source of this 723-nucleotide messenger RNA. RefSeq names its product fibronectin type III domain containing 10 (gene FNDC10). The transcript has a single exon. The record is from RefSeq and is a predicted model, not a curated record. Lineage: Eukaryota; Metazoa; Chordata; Lepidosauria; Squamata; Sphaerodactylidae. The coding region runs from base 1 to 723 and encodes 240 amino acids.